CCCGACUUAGCUCGAAAUUCGAAUAUACCCUUAUUGGGCAGCCCAUUAUCGGAUCUAGUUCGUUAUAUCCAAACUUGACCCGACCCGACCACUGAUUUUACUCCGCCAAAAAAAGAAAAGGAUAUCAGCUGCGUCUGUAACAGUCGAAGCUCCUACCUCCACCGCACGGCCGCCGUCUUCCCGUCCAUCCCACUGACUCCCGAGCGGCGGCGAAGUUAUUUCAGUUAGAAGACAACUCCCUAACUUAUCCGGACGGGAUAUUCGUUGCUAUAGGCGAACACUAAUCUAGGAAUGCCAGGGGCAACGAUGGAAUCCGAGCUGCCCGUGGAGCCACAGUCGCUGAAGAAGCUGAGCUUCAAAUCCUUGAAGAGAGCUCUCGAUCUAUUCUCUCCUACCCACGGACAAUUGCCGCCGCCUGAUCCGGAAAGUAAGAAGAUUCGAGUAAGUCAUAAGCUAAAUGGUGAGUAUGGAUGUGUGAAAAACGUGGCAACCGAAAGUUCUGCUCGUAUGGCAGCUGCAAAAAGUCAAGCAAAGCAGACUUCUACCACCUCAAAUGUCUUAGCACUUCCAGGCCCUGAACAUUCAAAUAAUAUGCAGAAGGGAGGGUUGCAGAAGGAUUUGGUGAUUAGUUCAACCGGGCAGUCUAAGGGGCGCACCGACGAUGGGGUUCAAGGAAGGAGCACUUCAAUUGUUCCAGCCCCUGUUUCAUCUGGAAGGAAUCUGUCUACUUCUGCCAUUAUGGAGAGAAUUCCAAAUAGAUGGCCUCGUCCUGUAUGGCAUGCACCUUGGAAGAAUUAUAGAGUCAUUAGUGGCCAUUUGGGCUGGGUGCGGUCGGUUGCUGUUGACCCAAGUAAUAAUUGGUUUUGCACAGGAUCUGCUGAUCGAACAAUAAAGAUAUGGGACUUAGCAAGUGGCCGCCUGAAACUGACACUUACUGGUCACAUUGACCAAGUACGAGGCCUAGCUAUUAGCAGCAAGCACACAUACAUGUUUUCUGCCGGUGAUGACAAAUUAGUAAAAUGUUGGGACCUAGAGCAGAAUAAGGUUAUUCGUUCUUAUCAUGGUCAUCUUAGUGGUGUGUAUUGCUUGGCUCUUCAUCCCACUAUUGACAUUUUGUUUACUGGAGGACGAGAUUCCGUAUGUCGGGUGUGGGAUAUUCGCAGCAAAAUGCAAAUUCAUGCGCUUUCUGGACACGAGAGUACAGUCUGUUCAGUCUUCACAAGGCCUACGGAUCCCCAAGUCAUAACAGGUUCUCAUGAUUCGACUAUAAAGUUAUGGGACCUUCGAUACGGGAAAACAAUGGUAACUCUCACACAUCAUAAGAAAUCUGUGCGGGCCAUGGCUCUUCAUCCUAAGGAGGACUGUUUUGUAUCUGCAUCUGCUGAGAAUAUUAAAAAGUUUAAACUUCCAAAGGGAGAAUUCAUGCACAAUAUGCUUUUGUGGUUCUGGGACUGGACGAGCGGUCACAAUUUCCAGCAAGCCCAGACAAUCGUACAGCCCGGGUCGUUGGAUAGUGAAUCCGGUAUUUACGCGAUUACGUAUGAUAUAACUGGUUCGAGGCUGAUUACUUGUGAGGCGGAUAAGACGAUCAAAAUGUGGAAAGAGGAUGAGAUGGCGACACCAGAGACUCAUCCCCUUCAUUUUAAGCCACCCAAAGACAUGCGGCGCUUUUAACCGUACUGCAAGAGUAUCACAUUUGUUAUAUCACAGUAAAAAUAAAUUUACUUGCUCAAGAGUUCUAAAUGUACUGACAAGUGUAAUUCAGUAUCGUUUUCUGCUACUUCCAUAUGAGACUGGUAGUCUGUGUUAUAUUUGUUUUUACUUCUACGGACGAGAGUGAAAACUGGAGAAUGUGAUUUUUGUUACAAUUUUCUUUUACUGGUAAGUUUUACUGUUGGAAUAUGCUGGUGUUAUUGGCAACUGUAUAAU
Striga asiatica is the source of this 1929-nucleotide messenger RNA. The record is from the annotation of a GenBank genome assembly. Lineage: Eukaryota; Viridiplantae; Streptophyta; Magnoliopsida; Lamiales; Orobanchaceae.